Molecule: messenger RNA, 738 nt
Organism: Morchella sextelata
Lineage: Eukaryota; Fungi; Ascomycota; Pezizomycetes; Pezizales; Morchellaceae
Exons: 1
Coding region: 1-738 (245 amino acids)
Source: RefSeq, a predicted model, not a curated record
AUGUCCACCCCCGACCCACCUGUAUGGGCUGCACCCAACGAUGUAGAAGGAUUCAGGCGGAUGUAUGAGGCCGACCCUGUUGAAUUAUUCAACAACAUCGCCACCCUCGUCCAGCGCGUCCGCCUCCAAAGGGACACCCUUCAUACACAACUCACCGCCGCCAAUGAAACCAUCGACAACCUCGAGGAGCAGAUCAACCGGCUCAACCUCGACCUCAAUGUCGCCCGCGCUGCUCCCGCCCCUACCGUCGCUGCCCCUGUUGCCGCUGCUCCUCCACCUGCUCCUGUCCCCGCCUUCAGGUCCGAAAAGUUUCCAGACCCUGAAAAAUUCGAUGGCACCCGCACCAAGCUCCCCGGAUUCACUACCCAACUUCGAAUGAAACUUGAAGUCAACCACGAUCGGUUCCGGAACGAGGCAGCAAAGGUCAUCUAUGCCGUCAGCCGCCUGGAAGGAAGGGCCCUUGACCAGGUCGUUCCACUCGUUAACGCUAACCCCGCCGCCCCCUUCUCCUCUGUCACUGCCUUCGUCGCCCAUCUGGAAGCCUCGUUUGGGGACCCAGAUCCCCGGGGUACCGCCCGUCGUCAACUCGUUGCCCUGAAGCAAGGCAAAGGGGACUUCGCGACCUAUUACUCGCAGUUCCUCCGCAUCGUGGCAUACCUGGACUACAACGAAGGAGCCAAGAUCGAUGCCCUGGCCGAAGGACUGUCGGAAGACCUGAAGGACGCCAUGACAUACUGA